CUAGUCUUGGAAACCCAAAAUCUAUAUUACGAUCGUCGUACAUCACUGAUCAAAUCCACUAACAUUAAAAAUGAUCAAAUACAAAAAUAUAAAGAACGCAGAGAUAAUCAGAGAUAAUCAGAUAAACAUUGUAGAAUAUGAUCGGAAAUGUACCUAAACCUCGUCGGCACAAAAUUGUUGAAUUGUGUUUGUGUAGUUCGUUUCAAAAUUGUGUUUGUGUAGCUCACGCUAUUUUCAACCUGUACGGAUGUACCAGUGUCAAAAUAAAGUGAGAGAGGGAGUCGAAAUAAAGUGAAUUGGGCCUCCUAAACACUCAAUUAUGGGCCAUAUCUACUUAUGGUCAUCUCGGGUAUAUGUAAGCUCCGGAUCGGGUCGGUUUGAUUGAUUUCAGUCAACUGCCGGUAUGGUGGGUUGCGGUAGGUAGAGAAUUGUUUGCCACACAAACGAACUACUGUACCCUCCACUUUGUUAUUUUCUUGAGCUUGAAGUUCCAAUUCGUAGACGCCAUUGCUUAGAAAAAGUAGUAAAGUUGUAUCGUCUCCUUCUACCAACAAUCUGAAGAAGCCGAUGUUAGCGGCUACUCAGCCGGCGCCUGCGACUGCACGAAUGGCUCGAUCUGGUCGUUCUGAAUGGCAGAGCAGUUGCGCUAUUCUAACAAGCAAGGUUGUUUCUCAAGAGCAAUCUGAAUCUUUACCGGUUCCUCCAGUUUCCGGCGGAGUUGAUCACGUGCCUGCCGUUAACGGCAAUCACAGCGCCGCACGAAUGAAUCUAGUUCCGAUUGAGAAAUCUGAUAGCAAUCCAUUGGUCCUCCAGCAGCAUCGUCAGAAGCCUCUCAGCAUGUCGGAUCUCUCACCGGCUCCGAUGCACGGAUCUAAUCUACGUGUCGCGUAUCAAGGUGUUCCCGGCGCUUACUCUGAAGCAGCCGCUGGUAAAGCUUAUCCUAAUUGCCAAACUGUACCUUGCGAUCAAUUUGAGGUAGCGUUUCAAGCGGUGGAGCUUUGGAUCUCAGAUCGCGCUGUUUUACCGGUUGAGAACUCCCUCGGCGGUUCUAUUCACCGUAAUUACGAUCUUCUCCUCCGUCAUCGUCUUCACAUCGUCGGCGAAGUUCAGCUCCCUGUUCACCACUGUCUCUUGGCUCUUCCCGGUGUUCGCAAGGAGUUUCUCACGCGCGUGAUCUCACACCCUCAAGGACUCGCUCAGUGCGAGCGCACGCUUACGAAGCUGGGACUCAAUUUCGCACGUGAAGCCGUCGACGACACCGCAGGAGCCGCUGAGUUCAUCGCCGCUAACAACCUCCGCGACACAGCCGCAAUCGCGAGCGCACGCGCCGCUGAGAUUUACGGUUUGGAGAUUUUAGAAGACGGGAUCCAAGACGACGCGAGUAACGUGACGCGCUUCGUGAUGCUGGCGCGUGAGCCAAUCAUACCUAGAACUGAUCGGCCGUUCAAAACUAGCAUCGUCUUCGCUCACGAUAAAGGCACGAGCGUGCUAUACAAGGUACUCUCGGCUUUUGCCUUCAGAGACAUCAGUUUGACGAAGAUCGAAUCGAGGCCGAAUCAUAACCGCCCGAUAAGGCUUGUCGAUGAUGCUAACGUAGGGACGGCGAAGCAUUUCGAGUACAUGUUCUACGUCGACUUUGAGGCCUCCAUGGCGGAGACGCGUGCUCAGAAUGCGUUAGCCGAGGUUCAGGAGUUCACAUCGUUCUUGCGUGUGCUGGGAAGUUAUCCCAUGGAUAUGACUCCUUGGUCACCAUCAUCAUCAUCAUAUACUCCAUCAUAACCAUACUAUGCAAGUGAUACAAACUAUCAGCCUGCAAGCUAUACAAGUGUAAAUGUAAAUCUGUAGAAAUAAAACGAAGUUUAUAUAUGUUGAUCCGUGUUGUAAAUUUAUAAAAUUAGCUUGUACAUUUUCAUGCGGCA
This is a messenger RNA of Camelina sativa (false flax), 1919 nucleotides long. Lineage: Eukaryota; Viridiplantae; Streptophyta; Magnoliopsida; Brassicales; Brassicaceae. The record is from RefSeq and is a predicted model, not a curated record.